Molecule: messenger RNA, 2002 nt
Organism: Momordica charantia (bitter melon)
Lineage: Eukaryota; Viridiplantae; Streptophyta; Magnoliopsida; Cucurbitales; Cucurbitaceae
Product: serine/threonine-protein phosphatase 5
Molecular function (GO): protein binding; hydrolase activity
Source: RefSeq, a predicted model, not a curated record
AAUUUACUAUAAAAUCAACGCCGCUCUCAAAUUAGGGCUGGCUCUUCCCUCCUCCUUCUUCGCUCCACUCUCCACUCUCUCUCUUCCCUGUGGCUGGAUCCUGUGUUCUGUAUUCCUUCUCACUUCUCAGGCAUUUGCAUUAUUUGCUUUAAUAAUGCUUUUGGUGUUCUAUGGAGCAGAUGGACCACUUUGAUGGAGAUAAAUGAGAGGGAUGGUAAAAUUCAUUCUUACCCAGAAAUCAUAGUGGCUUUCUCUAGUCUAUAGAGGUUAUGCCUGUCAUGGAAGUUGAUAAAUCUGACAUCAUUCGUGCUGAAGAAAUCAAAGCCCAAGCAAAUGAAGCAUUUAAAGCCCACAAGUAUGCUCAAGCAAUUGAUCUAUAUACCCAAGCAAUUGAGCUAAGUGGUCAGAAUGCUGUAUACUGGGCGAACCGUGCAUUUGCACAUACUAAACUGGAGGAAUAUGGUAGUGCAAUCCAGGAUGCAUCGAAGGCUAUAGAAAUAGAUCCUAAAUAUUCAAAAGGUUAUUACAGGAGAGGUGCUGCUUUUCUUGCUAUGGGGAAACUCAAAGAGGCACUUAAAGAUUUUCAACAGCUCAAGAAGAUCUGUCCCAAUGAUCCUGACGCUGCUAAGAAAUUGAAGGAAUGUGAAAAGGCAGUCAAGAAGCUUAAGUUUGAAGAAGCAAUUGCUGUUCCCGAAUUUGAAAAGCGUUCAGUGGCUGAUUCCAUUGAUUUCCAUCAAAUUGAUGUUGAGCCACAGUAUGCUGGUGCUAAGAUUGAAGGUGAUGUUGUAACGCUGGAUUUUGUGAAGAAAAUGAUUGAUGAUUUUAAAAACCAGAAAAGCUUGCACAAACGAUAUGCAUUCCAGAUUGUAUUACAAGUCAGAGAAAUCUUGCGUGCCCUUCCAUCUCUUGUUGAUGUUAACAUUCCAGAAGGCAGGCAUAUAACUGUCUGUGGUGAUGUGCAUGGUCAGUUCUAUGAUCUCUUAAAUAUUUUUGAGCUUAAUGGGCUUCCGUCAGAUGAAAACCCAUACCUCUUUAAUGGAGACUUUGUGGAUAGAGGUUCAUUUUCUGUGGAGGUUAUUCUCACCUUGUUUGCAUUCAAGUGCAUGUCUCCAUCAGCCAUGCAUUUGUCCAGAGGAAAUCAUGAGAGCAAGAGCAUGAACAAGAUUUAUGGCUUUGAGGGUGAAGUUCGGUCUAAGUUGAAUGAAACGUUUGUGGAACUAUUUGCAGAAGUAUUUUGCUAUUUACCUUUGGGUUAUGUUCUAAAUGAGAAGGUUUUUGUGGUUCAUGGAGGUCUUUUUAGUGUUGAUGGGGUGAAACUCUCUGAAAUUAGAGCAAUAGAUCGCUUUUGCGAACCUCCCGAGGAAGGAUUAAUGUGUGAAAUCCUGUGGAGUGAUCCACAACCUAAUCUUGGGAGAGGGCCUAGUAAGCGAGGUGUAGGUCUUGCCUUUGGUGCAGAUGUCACAAAAAGGUUUUUGGAGGAGAAUAAUUUAGAUUUAAUUGUGCGAUCCCAUGAAGUCAAGGAUGAAGGGUAUGAGAUCGAGCAUGAUGGUAAACUUAUAACAGUAUUUUCUGCUCCCAAUUAUUGUGACCAGAUGGGAAAUAAAGGUGCUUUUAUUCGCUUUGAAGCACCAGAUUUGAAGCCCAACAUUGUAACCUUCUCAGCAGUGCCGCAUCCUGAUGUGAAGCCAAUGGCAUAUGCAAAUAACUUCAUGAGGAUGUUCCAAUAGCCGGACGAAGAAUCCAUCGAGUCGUUUUCAGUUUAACCGGAGGAGAUCUGGCUACAUCUACAUGUUUUGAGUUCGUUGUGAUUGUUUGUGGAAGCUGCUUCUUCCCAACGCUUUCUAGCAGUUUAGUUGGAUACUUCUUUUACCUUCUAGGCUUCUGUUUUGACCCUUUGAUUAGUUGCCCAAAAGUGUUCCAAAUUAAUUGUGUAUUGCUGCAUAGCUUUCUCGAUUGACAUUUCUAUGUUAUUUACAAAGGGGAAAAGAAAAACAUUUGUUUA